Ictalurus furcatus (blue catfish) is the source of this 1852-nucleotide messenger RNA. It is a transcript of the gene asah1b, whose product is annotated as N-acylsphingosine amidohydrolase (acid ceramidase) 1b. The transcript is spliced from 14 exons. The record is from RefSeq and is a predicted model, not a curated record. Gene Ontology annotation, molecular function: fatty acid amide hydrolase activity; N-acylsphingosine amidohydrolase activity. Gene Ontology annotation, cellular component: lysosome. Bases 101 to 1282 code for a protein of 393 amino acids. Gene Ontology annotation, biological process: fatty acid metabolic process. Lineage: Eukaryota; Metazoa; Chordata; Actinopteri; Siluriformes; Ictaluridae.
GUUCUCCGUGUUGUGUGUGUGAGAGUGUGAGAGAGUGUGAGAGUGUGUGUGUGAGUGUGAGAGAGUGUGAGAGUGUGUGUGUGUGUUUGUUGAUUAAACCAUGGCGAUGUUUCUCCGAGAUUUGUGUCUUUUCUGUGUUUUUAGCUUCGUGUCGCUGCAGUAUGUCCCUCCGUACACGGAGGAGUGUCGGACGGGGAUGUACCCACCCAACGGCCCCACAUUUAAAGGUGACGUCGCUUGGUACACCGUCAACCUCGACUUGCCCCCGAGCAAGAGAUGGACAGAAAUCAUCACGGAUAAGAAGACUGAUCUGAUCAGCAUGGCCCAGGCCAUCAGAGACCUGGAAGACGACUUCGUCCCUAGCGGACGUCUCGCGGAGCUCGUUGACAAGGUUCUGCCCUUGAUGAUUGACACGCUCCCGUAUCCUUUUAACGAAGAAAUGAAAGGAAUCGCGGCAGCGUCCGGACUUCCUUUAGGCGAUGUCAUUCUUUUCAACAUUUUCUACGAGGUUUUCACCGUGUGCACUUCGCUGGUCGCCGAAGAUCCUGACGGAAACCUCAUUCAUGCUCGGAAUAUGGACUUCGGACUUUUUAUGGGUUGGGACAUGAAGAACCGGUCGUGGGUGAUCACGGAGAAGCUGAAGCCUAUCGUGGUGAACGUGGAUUUCAGGAGGAACAACAACACCGUGUUCAAAUCCACAAACUUCGCCGGAUACGUGGGCAUGCUCACCGGCAUCCAGCCUAACGUGUUCACCCUCACCAUGAACGAGAGAUUCAGCUUGGAUGGAGGCUACAUCGGAAUUCUGGAGUGGAUCCUGGGGAAAAGAGACGGCAUGUGGAUGAGCUUCCUGACUCGCGCCGUCCUAGAAAACGCCACUAGCUAUGCCGAAGCUAAGAAGCUGCUGUCCGACACCAAGCUGUUGGCUCCUGCUUACUUUAUUCUGGGAGGCAACCAGAGCGGCGAGGCGUGCGUCAUCACCCGCGCCCGAACACAAAACCUCAACCCUCUGGAGCUGGAUGUUAAGCAGGGCCGUUGGUACGUGUUGGAGACGAACUACGACCACUGGAAGGCGCCACUGUUCCUCGACGAUCGCAGAACUCCGGCGAUGAAGUGCAUGAAUAAGACCACGCAGGCCAAUAUCUCCGUAAAGACGGUCUACGACGUCCUGUCCACUAAGCCGGUCUUAAAUAAAUUAACUACAUACACUACACUCAUGGAGGUAUCUAAGGGGACGUUGGAAUCGUUUAUCCGAGACUGUCCGAGCCCCUGCAUGCCGUGGUAAAAGCCGACGCCCGUCUCUCGGACUCGACGUCUCUCCAGAACGUUCCUUUACACGAUGCAUGCACCUUAUUAAGACCGCUCAUUGGUGUUGCUUUAUAUCUUAGUAAUAUUUUACGAUUUAUUUGUUUGUCACGACGUAUCAUUUUUUCCGCAAAUUCGUUUCGUUUCAAUUCUAAUUUCGAAGUUAGUUCGUGCUCGACUGUACUAGUUUUAACUUGUUUUUAUCUUAAAAUGACGUGCGGAAUGUAAACAGGAAUAGAGUUUAUAAUUGAAUACGUUAUAACGUCAUGUUAAAGUGGAUUUAUGGGUACUCACGAAGGCUACUUUAACACUUGACGUUUUACGUGUAACUUUUAUCCACGUGAUGAGGGACGAAUGAAAAACUCCUCGAGGCGAUACUGUAGUGAAGGUUAGUUUGUUAGAAUCGAUCCGUUCCGAUUUCGUGGAAUUGUUUAUAAAUCAUGUGUUAGUGUGUGUGUGGGGUGUUUUUAGGUUUAGGGAUGUUGUAUUGUACUGAAUGUAUUCAUGUAGGGUUCCUAACAAAUCUGCUGCUACCCAAUACACACAAAAA